UUGAAACGACAACAAAAUCAUUAUUGGGCAAUAAUAUAAACACCUCAUCAUCAUCAUCAUCAUCAUCACGAGCCAUACAACAAUAUCAACAAUCACCAUUUGCCAUACAUCAAUUACUUGGUUUGUCCACUACGUCGACGACCACCACUAAAACCAAUAAUCGAAAUGGAUCAAUAAUAAACAAGUCAAAACUUUGUAGUCCGAUAAAUACUUUGAAUACAAUAUCGGAUACACAUACUUAUAAUGAUAUUGAUGGUGAAUAUGAUUAUUAUGAUGAUGGUGAUGAUGAUGAUGAUGAUAAUUCAAGAAUAUCAAAUGCAAGUCAUACAAGUAGCCGAAGUAAUCAUAGUAGUCAUAGCAAUAGUAGUAUAUCCGUUGGAUCACAUAGUACUGCCGUUUCAUCAUCAAAAUUGAUUGGAAUUUUUCCACCAACAACAACAUCAUCAUCAAUAUCGGCGUUACAAACAACAACAAAUAAUAACAAUAGUUCCUCUUUAUCAUUGAAUGUGAAUAAUUUGGUCAAUACUACCACAAAUUUUUCAUCAAUAUAUUUUCCAACAUCACGCCAUAAUCAUUCAUCAUCAUUGUCAUCGACAAUAACAUCAAGUCAGCAACCACCACCACCAUCAUCAUCAUCAGUUGCAAAUUCUACAACAAAUUGUUUUGGUAGAAAUGAUGCUACAGCUGCUGCUGCAGUUGCUGCCGUAUGUCAAUCGAUCAAUGAUACAGCAUCAUCGUCAACGAUUACUCGUGAAACAUCGAUUCCAUCAUAUUUUCAUUCUUCAACAGCGGCUGCAGCUGCAUUUAUGUCGGCUCAUGUUGGACAUCAAUUUCAUAAUCAACAACAACAACAACAACAAUCGCAACCACAACAACAUCAUACACAAACGAAUAUUAAAAAUUCAUUUGCUGGAAUCGGUAACACUAAUACAUCUUCGAUUUUUAAUCCAUUUGGUACGAAUGAAAUUGGAAAAUUCGAUGACAAAAAUUGUUCAACGGGAAAUUUUAUCAAUGAAUUUGCUAAUCGUUUAGCAUCGUCAGCUAACCAUCAUCAUCAUCAUCAUCAUCACCAGAAUCACAAUAAUAAUAAUAAUAGUAAUAAUAAUCAACAGAAUCAACAUUCAUCAUUAGAUGUUGGUAAAUCAAAUGGUCAUUUUCAAUUGCAAGCAGCAGCGGUAGCUGCAGCCACUAUUGCUAAUAGUGGUGGUGGUGGUGGUGGUGGUGCAUCUGGUAUCGUUACCGGUAAUGGUGGUGUUGGUAGCAAGAAAAAGAAGAAAAAACGACGACAUCGAACCAUAUUUACUAGCUAUCAAUUGGAAGAAUUGGAAAAAGCAUUCAAAGAUGCACAUUAUCCCGAUGUAUAUGCUCGUGAAAUGUUAUCGUUAAAAACGGAUCUACCCGAAGAUCGUAUUCAGGUUUGGUUUCAAAAUCGUCGUGCCAAAUGGAGAAAAACUGAAAAAUGUUGGGGUAAAAGUACGAUUAUGGCUGAAUAUGGUCUGUAUGGUGCUAUGGUUCGUCAUUCAUUACCAUUACCCGAAAGUAUAUUGAAAUCUAGCCGUGAUAGUGAUGAAAGUAAUUCAUGUGCACCGUGGCUUUUAGGAAUGCAUCGAAAAUCAUUGGAAGCGGCAGAUAAACUCAAAGAUUAUGAUCAUAUUACGGAUGGUGAAGAUAAUGAUCAUAAUGAUGAUGAUCAUGAUCAUAUCGGAAGAAGAGGUGAUAAUGACAAUGGUCAAAUUAUUGAUAACGAUGGUAACAGUUCCUUUGGUACAAGUCGACCAAAUACACCUAGAUCAAUAUCGCCACAUACAAACACUAAUGUUAAUGGACAGAUAUCAUCCCGUUUGAAUUUUUGUGAUGUAAAAUUGUCAUCAUCACCACCACCACAACAACCACCAUCUCCAUCAUCAUCAUCAUCAUCAUCAUCGAUGAUUGAAGUUGUAGGCAAAAGUUCAUCAUCAUCAAUACAGUGCAAUAAUAAACGUAAUAAAAAUACAAUAACCAAAUCGAAAAAGAAGCAACGUAAAGAAAAUAAUGAUCAACGUCAUCAUCGAUCACAAAAACAACAACAACAACAAAAUGAUCAACAUCAUCGAAACAAAUGGAACGUAAAUUCAAUUGGCAAUCAUCAUCAUCAUCAGCAGAAUGUUGACUCACAACAACAACAACAACAACAAAUACCAACAUCAAGUCAAUUGAAUUUUAUCGAUUUAUAUGCUAAAUGUCGUGCAGAAUCAAUGAGUGGACAUACAAUUCGUUCGGUUAAUGAAUCAAUGAUGAUUAGUUUAUCCAGUGGCCGUAAUGAUCAUCAAAAUAUUCAUCAUCAUUUUAAUUCGAUAACAAGAACAAAUUUACGUAGAGCUUCAAGUUUAAGUUGA
Dermatophagoides pteronyssinus (European house dust mite) is the source of this 2375-nucleotide messenger RNA. RefSeq lists its product as uncharacterized. Gene Ontology annotation, cellular component: nucleus. Gene Ontology annotation, molecular function: DNA-binding transcription factor activity, RNA polymerase II-specific; sequence-specific double-stranded DNA binding. Gene Ontology annotation, biological process: regulation of transcription by RNA polymerase II. Lineage: Eukaryota; Metazoa; Arthropoda; Arachnida; Sarcoptiformes; Pyroglyphidae. The record is from RefSeq and is a predicted model, not a curated record.